Dermatophagoides pteronyssinus (European house dust mite) is the source of this 772-nucleotide messenger RNA. RefSeq names its product myosin regulatory light chain 2, ventricular/cardiac muscle isoform-like. Lineage: Eukaryota; Metazoa; Arthropoda; Arachnida; Sarcoptiformes; Pyroglyphidae. The record is from RefSeq and is a predicted model, not a curated record. Gene Ontology annotation, molecular function: calcium ion binding.
CUUUUUUUUUCUUCAGUUGGAUUCUGGAGCUUAUUCUGUGCUGGUCGUCACCAUCAUCAUCAACAACAUCGGUUUUUGAAAUUUUUGUUUUUAAAAGAAUCUUCUUUUGAUUUUUGAUUUGUAAAUCUACAUUUAGAAAAAAAUGGCUGAUGAAGUAAAAGAAAAGAAGAAGAAAAGUAAGAAAUCGGAAAAAGCAGCAGCAGCUGAACCAGCAGCAGCCGCAGCUCCAGCUCCAGCCGCAGCAGCAGCUGAAGAAGCACCAAAAACAAGUUCAAAAAAACGUGCACAACGUUCUGGUUCGAAUGUUUUUGCAAUGUUCACCCAACAUCAAGUUGCCGAAUUUAAAGAAGCAUUUCAAUUUAUUGAUCAAGAUAAAGAUGGUUUCCUAUCGAAAAAUGAUAUUCGUGCUACAUUCGAUUCAUUGGGUCGUAUUUGUACCGAUUCUGAAUUAGAAGGAAUGAUUAAAGAAGCAUCCGGCCCAAUUAAUUUUACAAUGUUUUUAACAAUAUUUGGUGAUCGUACACAAGGUACGGAUGAAGAAGAUGUUAUUUUGAAUGCAUUUGCACAAUUCGAUGAAGGAAAUGGUCUUUGUAAAGAAGAAACACUUCGUCAUUCAUUGAUAACAUGGGGUGAAAAAUUUUCAACAUCUGAGGCUGAUAAUAUUUUAGCUGAAGCACCGACCGAUGGCAGGGGAAAUGUUGAUAUUAAAAAAUUUGCCCAAAUCUUGACCAGAGGUGAAGAAGAAGAACAAGGUGCAUAAAUCGUUCGAAAA